This is a messenger RNA of Penicillium verhagenii, 2256 nucleotides long. RefSeq names its product SDA1 family protein. The record is from RefSeq and is a predicted model, not a curated record. The coding region runs from base 1 to 2256 and encodes 751 amino acids. NCBI's taxonomy places the organism in Eukaryota, Fungi, Ascomycota, Eurotiomycetes, Eurotiales, Aspergillaceae. Gene Ontology annotation, biological process: ribosomal large subunit export from nucleus; ribosomal large subunit biogenesis. Gene Ontology annotation, cellular component: nucleolus. The transcript has 4 exons.
AUGGUGAAAAGAAAGCUGGGGGCCUUGGAAAAGGUUGAGGCUGAUCUGCCCAAUCUGCAGCACAAAAUUCGUCGUGAUCCCAAAUCCUACAUUGAGGAUUUCCGUGCCCAGCACUACCAAUAUGAAUCGCAUCGUGAAAUUUUCAUGUCCGCGCCCACGUCGGCCACCGAUACCGGUAUCAUCUCACUGCGAGACCUGAUUGACUUCAUUACCCAUGUCGCCGAUUGUUAUCCCGAGAUUCUCAAAGACUUCCCUCAGCAACUGAUUGAUAUGCUCAUGCAGCACCACUUGGUGCUGGAACCCGAGCUGAGGGAAAAGCUGGUAGGAAGUAUCGUUCUUCUACGCAAGAAGGACUGCCUGGACUCUUCAACACUCCUCCACACCUUGUUCCCGAUUCUUAUUUCUACGCCUAGCAAGACUCUGCGCGCCCUGCUGUUCCAGAAAAUUUUGUCUGAGCUGCGUACUUCCAACUCGAAAACCACCAAUCACAAGUUGAACCGUGUCAUGCAGACCGUUCUCUUCAACUUGGUCACAUCAGACCGCACAUCCUCCAAGGCGCUCUGGGCGAUUAAGCUGACUCGAGAGCUAUGGAAGCGCCAAAUCUGGACAGACUCCAAGACGGUUGAAAUUAUGAAGGAAGCUAGCUUGUCGGAGAACGAGAAAGUCAUCAUUGGUGGAGUACGCUUCUUCCUUGGCGGAGACAAGGAGCGUGAAGAGAUGGAAGAUGAGAGCAGUGACGAAGAGGUCGAUGUUGCUCGCAUCAGGCAUCAACUUGGCAUUAACAAGAAGACUAAGAAGAAGGCCCGUGUCGCUCAUAAGGCCAUGAGUGCCCACAAGAAGAAGGAGAAGAAGAAGAAUCAGCCGCAUCCGCUCAACUUCUCGGCGCUCCACCUGCUGCACGAUCCCCAAGGCUUCGCGGAGAACCUGUUCGCUAAGCAUUUGCAGAACGGCAGGUCUAAGCUCAAGUUGGAACAAAAACUCGCCGUUCUGCAGUUGGUAUCCCGACUGGUAGGCUUGCACAAGUUGCACAUCAUGUCGCUUUACUCGUACUUCCAGAAAUUCCUUACCCCCCGCCAGCCCUCGGUUACUUCGUUCUUGGCAUCACUGGCCCAGGCAUCUCACGAUCUUGUGCCCCCAGAUGUUCUCGAGCCCCUUAUUCAGAAGAUCGCCAACGAGUUCGUUUCUGAGGCGUCUGCUGGUGAGGUAGCUACCGCUGGUCUCAAUGCCAUUCGAGAGAUCUGUGUUCGACAGCCUCUGGCAAUGAACGAAACCUUGCUCCAGGAUCUUGUCAUGUACAAGAAGAGUAAGGACAAGGGUGUGAUGAUGGCUUCGAAGGGUUUGUUGAGUCUAUUCCGUGAUGUUGGUGCUCAGAUGCUUAAGAAGCGUGACCGCGGUAAGGAGGCCGCCAUGGGUCUUCGUUCCGGUGAUAAGGAACAGAGACGUUUCGGUCAAACUGAGGCUGGAGAGAUCGAGGGUCUUGAACUCCUUGAGAAAUGGAAGGAGGAGGAGCGUCGCAAGAAGCGACUUGAAAAGGGCCUUGCAUCCGAUGCUGAAGAUGACGAUGAGGACGACGAAGGAGAUAACUGGGAUGCUUGGAAUGUCGAGGAUGAUGAUGACAGCAGUGUUGACGGCGAGUGGAUUAAUGUCGAGAGUGAUCAUGAAAUCGAUAUCAGUGACUCGGAAGAUGAGGGCAAGGACCGACCUUCCAAGAAGGCCAAGCAGGAUGCCGAAAAGGCCGAGGAGAAGGUCGAGGAGGCUAAGAAGGAUGAUGCUCCUCAGCAGUCGGCUUUCUCGAAGCUGGCAACUACCCGCAUUCUUACCCCAGCUGAUUUGGCCAAGCUUGCCGAGCUUCGUGCCCAGGCGUCCCUUGAGGCUGCUGUUUCUGGCAACAAGCGCCGUCCCGGACAGCUUCCCCAAUCGCGUCAUACCGACGACCCCCUGACAGCUGAGGAGAUCGAAGGUCUUGCAGCCCUGUCCGCUGCUAAGCUCACUCGUGAUGAGAAGAUUGCCCACGCCAAGGAGGGUAAGACCGAUCGGGCCGACCACAAGAGCAAGGAAGCCAAGCGGAGAGAACGCAAGGAGGAGCUAGGAAAGAGUACCACCAACAAGGAGAAGGCUCGCAAGAAGAACUUCCUCAUGACGCUGGGUAAGGCGAGAAGCAAGAACAAGCGCAGUCUGGUGGAGACUCGAGCUGUGUUGAAGGCUCACCAUGACCGCAAGAAGCGCGGUGGAAAGAGAGGAAAUCUGGGUAAUUAA